AUCUGUAAUCGGAGUUCAAAAAAAACGUACAGCUGCAAAACAGACGCCUGUCAAUAAACAAAAAAAAAAUAAAAAUAAAAAAUACAUAUAUCAUACUUACUGCGCAACUUUUAAAUUAACCGUUGAUUAAACAUGGAAUCGAACACAGAAUUAAAAGACGCUGAUUGUGGCGCAUCAAAAGAAUGCGAAACGCUCGCACACACACCAAUAUCAAAAAAGACGCGGGGUGCUGGAAAGCGAAAAUUGGAGAACGAGAACGCAAAGGAUGAUGAGACUCAGUCUAAAACUCCCAAGGCAGCUGGAAGUGCAGCCGGGUCAGAAACACCUCGACGUAGUGCACGCAAAAGUAUACGCCCGCCCCUUGAUUACGAGGAUAUAAUGCUGCGAUCUGCAAGCAAAUCGUCAGUAAUAGGCAAUACUACUGGUCCUGCCCCUAUGGACAAUGAGAACGAAGAAUUGGAAACCCAUAAGUGGUCUGUGGCUGAAGUGGGGCGACAUUCAGCUAAGAUUAAGCGCAGUCGCAAGUCUAAACGCAAAGGCAGAAUGCAGAUCAAAGAGGUGAUGCAGGAUGUCGCUGCGAAAUCCGAAGAGGGUUUAGAUCAAAUAAAGACAGCAGCAAUAGAGCAGGCACGUAUGAAUGAAGUGAAAUUAGAUGAUCCGGAAGUCAUGAAUACAGAGGCAGAUGAUGAUGAAUCAGAGAAUCAAGAAGUUAUGGAGACAGAGGCAGAUGCAAUACAGCACGCAUGCAAAACUGAUCAUAAAUCAGAGAACCAGGAAGUUGUGAAGACAGAGGCAGAACCAAUUGAGCAAUCAUGCGAGCCUGAUGUGAAAUCAGAAAAGAUGGAGUCUGAUCCAGUCAAGCAAGUAAAGUCUGAGAAUCUGCAUGGCGUAGAGCUACAGGAAGAGCAGACCUUGGAGUUAGUGGUCACAUCGGAGGAUAUCAAUCAGACAGAGUCAGAGGGACAGCUAUUAGAUUCUGCCACCAAAUCAAAUAGUUUGGACGAAUUGGGUGUAUUCCCACUCGACGUUAAUGAGGAAAUGCCCUCUUUAAUUGUGGUCGAUGAUGAUGAGGACUCACCCGAAGCACGGGACACCGCAUUAAACACCACAUUUGAUGCAGAUGCCCAAGAAAACGAAGAGAUGCCAACUCUUCAAAUGUCGCCGGAAAAGCAACCCACAGUGAAAUUGUUGCUAACAAAAGCUGACGAUGAUGUGCCGAUAGUUUUGAACCCUGAUCAAGCUAUGGAAGAAAAGCGUUCACGUCCAUAUAGAUUACCCACUCCAUUCAAGGCCAAAGUGGAUAAAGGAAUCUCAGACACUCCUACACUGGAUGUAAGUGAGGAAACGUUUUCUCAUUUAGAGCCUAAAGUGGGCAAGCAAGUCACAAACACUCCUACUUUGGGUGUAAAUGAGGAACCGAUUCCUCACGAUAAUGGACAACGACGACGUUCCAAAUCCUUUUCAACCAUGAGGGAAAUUAAGGGCAAGACUGUGACCUUUUUGAGUCCCAUUGAGGUGGCUCAUGUUGAUGAUAUCGAUAAGCGUUGGGAUGACCUGAAUAAGAGCAAUGUAACUCAACGACGCAGGCGUUCGAAAUCUUUGGAUGGAAAUUUACCAAAACCAAGUCGCUUGCCACAACCAAAGAUCUUUCCAAAGAUCUUGACACCAAGUAAGCUCAAAACUCGCACCAAGCUUCCUAAUUUUGCGGCUAUGCAUCAGAAACAAUUCGAUAAAAUGGAGAAUCUCGUCGAUCAUCUGGAACGGAAGGCGGAACGUGCCAAGAUCUUGACAAAUUCAGCUCUGAAAAAACAAAUUCAGCAAUCUGGCUCUCAGGAUAUAGCUGCUGAGGGUCAAUCAAAACCACCACGGGCACUGAAGAAAAUGAAUUUAUCUGUAGCCCCAAAAGUUGUAACUCCGGGUAAAAGAGUAACUCCCGCUAAGGAAAAGGCAAAUGUAUCAAUGAGAGCGCAAUUAGGACAAAACGAGAAUAGCUUUGCGGCAAAACCAGCCUUCAAUUUGUCCACGUCCUUGGCAAAAACAUUUAACGCAAAGGCCGCAAUGCCAUCAUCCACUAGUAAUAAAUUGGAACAGAGGCGUCAACGUCACAUGGAAAUGUUUAAGCAGCGCCCAGGAAAGGAGAAAAACGCCGAUUUCAUUAGAGGUGUUCGUUUGAAUCGCCGGUUUGAACUACAAAUGCAACAUCGUCGCGUUAUGGAGGAGGAAGAUUAAUCUAAGAUUAUAUUUUUAAAUUGUUAAAUUAAGUAAUUGGUUUCCUUGGAUUUUGUUUUGCAAGUUGUCAUAGAUGCGUACAGAAAUAUACAUUACAUUUUUAUUUCAACAAA
Messenger RNA from Drosophila willistoni, 2342 nucleotides. RefSeq lists its product as uncharacterized. Gene Ontology annotation, cellular component: microtubule; spindle. Gene Ontology annotation, biological process: mitotic cytokinesis; establishment of mitotic spindle localization. NCBI's taxonomy places the organism in Eukaryota, Metazoa, Arthropoda, Insecta, Diptera, Drosophilidae. The transcript has 4 exons. The record is from RefSeq and is a predicted model, not a curated record. Bases 133 to 2229 code for a protein of 698 amino acids.